Chenopodium quinoa (quinoa) is the source of this 1995-nucleotide messenger RNA. RefSeq names its product probable arabinosyltransferase ARAD1. The record is from RefSeq and is a predicted model, not a curated record. Lineage: Eukaryota; Viridiplantae; Streptophyta; Magnoliopsida; Caryophyllales; Amaranthaceae. The transcript has 9 exons. The coding region runs from base 176 to 1717 and encodes 513 amino acids. Gene Ontology annotation, molecular function: glycosyltransferase activity.
UCGACCGACGGGCUACUCUAGUGUCGUUCUUUCCUCUACCGUCACUCCAUCGAUUUACCAUUGAUCAUGAUGUGAAAACUGAAACACAAACACUCAAAAACAGAGAUCUCAAAACUUUCCCACUUCACUGCAUUCCCUCUUCUCCUGCUCACUUUCUCUCUCCUACCUUCCAACAAUGGCAGGAAAACACCUCCACUCUUCUUCUUCAUCUUCCUCAAGAGAAAGACCAAUCUACACUUCUCCAAUCAUCAUCAUCAUUCUCUCUCUCCUCACUUUCUUCUUCAUCGUCUUCUUCUUCUCCUCUGCUACUCCUUCUCUCUCCUCUAAAUCCUCUUUCUCAAUCCCAAACCCUAACCCUAAUUUCGAGUACUCUUUCGUCGCAUCGCUCGAGAAUUUCCUCACGAACAAGCUCCCCAAGCAUUUGAAUGAUGAUACAGCGAGUUCCACCGACGAUGAGAGUGUGAAGAAGCUGGAUGAUUUGAUUUGGAAGAGAGAGAAUGAGCGAAUUGGUGAUGAAUCGUAUUAUCCUGCUGGUUCGAUGCCGAUUAGGGUUUAUGUGUAUGAAAUGCCUUCGAAAUUUACUUAUGAUUUGUUGUGGUUGUUUCGGAAUACUUAUAAAGAGACCUCCAAUUUGACCUCUAAUGGUAGUCCUGUUCAUCGUCUUAUCGAACAGCAUUCUGUUGACUACUGGCUUUGGGCUGAUCUGAUUGCUCCGGAGUCAAAAAGGCUGUUAAAAAACGUCAUACGCGUUCACAAGCAAGAGGAAGCUGAUUUGUUCUAUAUCCCAUUCUUCACCACUAUCAGCUACUUCUUGAUGGAGAAACAGCAGUGCAAAGCACUUUACAGGGAAGCUUUAAAAUGGGUGACUGAUCAGCCAGCAUGGAAGCGUUCUGGGGGAAGAGACCACAUACUUCCAGUUCAUCAUCCCUGGUCAUUUAAAUCAGUUCGUAGACUUAUGAAAACCGCAAUUUGGCUAUUACCUGACAUGGACUCAACAGGAAACUGGUACAAGCCUGGCCAGGUUUACCUCGAGAAAGACCUGAUUCUGCCAUAUGUUUCUAAUGUGGACUUUUGCGACUCUUAUUGUUUACGUGAAUAUGAAUCCAAGAGAAGUACACUGCUAUUUUUUCGUGGGAGACUUAAAAGAAAUGCUGGAGGAAAGAUCCGAUCAAAACUUGUGAUAGAGCUGUCUGGUGCUGAUGGUGUAGUCAUUGAAGAAGGGACAUCUGGAGAGGCUGGCAAAGCUGCAGCCCAAAAUGGAAUGCGCAAGUCCAUCUUUUGCCUGAGCCCAGCCGGUGACACUCCAUCAUCUGCAAGACUGUUUGAUGCUAUAUUUAGUGGCUGCAUCCCUGUUAUAGUCAGUGACGAGCUGGAGCUUCCAUUUGAAGGGAUAAUCGACUAUGGUAAGAUGGCUGUAUUUGUCUCAUCAAAUGAUGCAUUAAGACCGGGCUGGCUAUUAACACACCUUAAAGGUUUUAGUCCUUCAGAGAUCAAAGAGAAACAAAAAUUCUUGGCCAAGUACUCGAGGCAUUUUGUUUAUUCAAAUCCAGCUCAGCCUUUGGGCCCUGAAGACUUGACAUGGAGAAUGAUUGCUGGUAAGCUGGUUAACAUCAAACUUCAUAUCAGGAGAUCACAACGUGUGGUUCAGGGAUCCAGAAGCACAUGCAUAUGUGAAUGCAGGCAGUCGAAUUCCAGUAUCCCAGGUCCCUUGUUAUGACUGAAAUUUAACUAUAGAUAACCCCUUCCUCAAUUUUUUUUUGUAAUUCCUUAUUGCUGGUGUAGCAUUGCCUUUUUGGACUCACAUGUUCAUAAUAGUUCAGUUAUACGUCUCACUGUGUUCACUUUCUGGAUCAAGGAAUAGAUUGCUCAAAAAUCUCAAAUUGUAAUAUGUCAUUCUUAUGUUUGUUUUGGCAAAGAAUACAUUUCUUCCUUAUGGGUAAUGUAAUUUAAACCUAUCAUCUAAUUUAUCAAUCCUUAAUUUAUCUUCUGCGGUUA